UAACGCACUGCUCGAGAGACGACGGCGCUGUCUGUUCUCUGGACUUGGGGCGAUGGCGCAUCAUCUACGGUGGGCCUCGACGUCCAAGCUGACACUGGCGUCGACGUCGUCGUCGUCGAGUGGGCUACUCUCUGCUCAGCCUGGGUGGCGAGGCAACGCCUCCUCCACUUUGCCCUCGUCGGCUCGGACGCUCUUCAUGCACACGCCAGUGCCAGUGCCGUUGCUGCUGCCGUCCCGUGCUCCUCCUCGUGGGAUACGCUCGGCUGUGGGCCUUCAAGUAGCUGGAAGUGUGAACAAACCACGGCUGCUCCAUACGACGGCACCGUGGCACGACCACUAUAGCACACUCGACAUUUCUCCCCAGGCCUCGCAGAAGGACAUCAAGGCGCAGUUCUACAAGCUAUCGAAGCAGUUCCACCCAGACCGCAACCAGGGUUCAGACGAUGCGAAGCGCAAGUUUCAGGAAGUGUCCGAGGCGUAUGCGUCGCUCGGGACCGAGGCCAAUCGGAAAGAAUAUGACCGGUCCCUUGCGGCACGGAGAGCGGGUGGUGGGGGAGGCGGAGGGAGGAGCUUCCGGUACGCCUCGUCGGACAACUCGUCGCGACGGGCCCGCGCGACAUAUGCGUGGAAUUACCGGCAGCAGCAGGGCCGGCGCGACUCGCAGCACCAUCAGAGCAGGGCCUCGUCGUACCACCCCCACUUCUCUGGCUCCUCGACGAGCAGCGGCAGCGGCAGCUCAUCAUCGAUGUUUGAGCGCUUUGCGGCGCGCGAGCGGCGGCGCGAGGCCGCGACGCAGGCUCGCCAGGGCACCGCGGCCUACAAGGACAGCUUCGGCAAUGUCUCGCCAGAGGAGCACCAUGCACAGACGGCCAGCCCCGUCAUCAGAUUCCUCCAGGUCGCAGGGCUUUUCUACGUCGUCUUUUGGGUCGGCACGAGGCUGGGGGGCGGGAGCCAGACGACCAAGAUCAAGGCCGAGCAAGAGGACGAGUGGGAGCAUAGAGACUCAGUGACAAUCAGAAGAUGUUGAACGUCCAGAUUCCACCCCAAACAGCAUUUAGACGGUCUGUUUUCAAGCUCCUUACUCAUGUCAUUAGCAAAUCCGCGAGGAUCCUGUAUUCUACCAAGUGAUCCUCUCACAGACCCUGAGGCUAUAUACAGUACAUGCAUCUUUUUUUCAACUGUCUC
Messenger RNA from Acaromyces ingoldii, 1185 nucleotides. Its product is annotated as DnaJ-domain-containing protein. Lineage: Eukaryota; Fungi; Basidiomycota; Exobasidiomycetes; Exobasidiales; Cryptobasidiaceae. The transcript is spliced from 3 exons. The record is from RefSeq and is a predicted model, not a curated record. The coding region runs from base 197 to 1027 and encodes 276 amino acids.